AUGAAACUGGAAGUACCACUUCCGCUUAUAGACGGAUGUGGGGGAUGUCCAACGGGUCAAGAAUGUGUGUCUACUGGCAUCGUGUGUAAAAAAGCUCCGUGUCCGAGUUUUCAGUGUGUGGAGAGACCUAAAUAUAAGGUCGUGAAUUCCUGCUAUGAGUGCUCACCUUAUGAAAAAUGUAUCCCCACAGGCGUCGUGUGUAUCACGACCCCCUGCCCUAGCUUCACAUGUGUCUCCAUUCCUCCCCGACCCCCAGUCGCCUGCAACCUCAAUUGCAGGCGGGGCUACACCUGCGUUCUGCGAGAACCCACCUGUACCAGAAGAAACUGUAACCGUCGCCCUGUACCCACCUGUGUCCCAGAGAUACCACAGCUUGCCACCUGCCCUAAACCUCCACAGAUCUUCACCCUCAACGACCUGGUGUGUAGGAUAAGGAAUAUCAACAGAGGGUGUCAGAGUGAUGCCGAGUGUGACUCGUCAGUUAACCAAAGAUGUUGUCUGGACCUGUGCAAUAGGAUGGUGUGUAUUACGGUACCGCGCCUGUCCGUCUAACGUAUUCAACCACAUGUUAUUGUGGUUCAAAAUGUUCAACCACAUGUUCUUGUGGUUCAACUUGUUCAACUAUAUGUUGUUUUUAAAAUGUCUGUUAAUGUUCAAUUACAAAGAGUAAAUAUUCAAC
Physella acuta is the source of this 679-nucleotide messenger RNA. RefSeq names its product keratin-associated protein 10-2-like. The record is from RefSeq and is a predicted model, not a curated record. NCBI's taxonomy places the organism in Eukaryota, Metazoa, Mollusca, Gastropoda, Physidae. Gene Ontology annotation, cellular component: extracellular region. Gene Ontology annotation, molecular function: peptidase inhibitor activity.